AUGAUCAAUCACUUGGUUGUCGCAACAUCCCUGUGCCCACAACAACACCCACCUCCCAAUGUCCUCACAGUGCUUCCCUCUAUCCUCACAGUGCUUCCCUCUAUCCUCACAGUGCUUCCCUCUAUCCUCACAGGGCUUCCCUCUAUCCUCACAGUGCUUCCCUCUAUCCUCACAGUGCUUCCCUCUAUCCUCACAAUGCUUCCCUCUAUCCUCACAGUGCUUCCCUCUAUCCUCACAGUGCUUCCCUCUAUCCUCACAGGGCUUCCCUCUAUCCUCACAGGGCUUCCCUCUAUCCUCACAGUGCUUCCCUCUAUCCUCACAGUGCUCCCCUCUAUCCUCACAGUGCUUCCCUCUAUCCUCACAGUGCUUCCCUCUAUCCUCACAGUGCUUCCCUCUAUCCUCACAGUGCUUCUCACAGUGCUGACAUCCCGGCACUCCUCUAAGCACCAACCAAUCCCGUCCUGCCUUCCCCCAACCCAAGCGCCCCAUUCCUCACUUGCCCCACCACCUCACAUCUAA
Messenger RNA from Closterium sp. Yama58-4, 519 nucleotides. NCBI's taxonomy places the organism in Eukaryota, Viridiplantae, Streptophyta, Zygnematophyceae, Desmidiales, Closteriaceae. The record is from the annotation of a GenBank genome assembly.